AGGAUCUAUUUCUGUAAGUGCACUAGUGUUAUCACUCUACUUGCCCUGAGCUCUUUCUCCUUCUCCCUCCUUCUCUUUAACGAAGCCUCUUACCCACUUGCUCAAAAUCAUGGCCGACAGAAACAGCCGGGUCACUGUUAAGAGGAAAGAGAAGAAGUCAGAAAACAAAACGAAUGAUGAGAAGGACAAAGAAAAGGAUAAGGGGAAGGAAAAAAAUGUGAAUAAGUCUGCCAAACUUCUGAAAAAGACGGAGAAGACCCCCGAGCAGCCCAAGACGGAUGAAGAGAAGAGGAAUGGGAAAAGUGGAGGCGCAACGGGAGCAGAGGCAACAAACACUGAGGAAAGUGGAGAGUUUCAGCCCAUUGAACUGCCACCGUUUGAGAUUGUAACUGGGGAACAGAUGAGCCCGUUCUACUUCAAGUUUCAGUUCAGGAAUGUGGAGUACUCUUCGGGGAGGAACAAGACCCUGCUGUGUUUCAGGGUUGAUACACCAGGAGGCAGCACAGAGCCUCUGAAAGGUUAUAUGGAGGAUGAACAUGCCACAGCUCAUUCUGAAGAGGCCUUCUUUCAACAGGUGCUCCCUAAUGCUUCCCAAGAGUAUGAAGUCACAUGGUAUAUUUCAUCCAGUCCCUGUGUGGCUUGCACAGCCAAGUUGGCCAACAUCCUCCAGCAGCGCAAGAAGGUCCGUCUCUGCAUUUUCUGCUCCCGGCUCUUUGAGUGGGAGGAGCCGGAGAUAGUAGAAGGGCUCCGGGCUUUGGUGAGCGCCGGUUGCAAACUGCGGAUGAUGAAGCCGUCUGACUUCACACAUGUUUGGGAAACGUAUGUAGAGAAGGAGGACGAGAGCUUUGCACCCUGGGAGGAUUGUCAGGAGAACUAUGACUACUAUGUAGAGAAACUGGCUGAAAUCCUCAAGUAGUAGUGAGUUGGUGCACAUGAUGACAAGAUCUACCCAUUGACUGAACCACAAAUCGGCUUAUUUGUUAAAACCACAUCGGUUGAACUUGUGUUUCUUGUAGUGACUUUUGAAGGUGCAGAUCAGUAUUAGCUAGAAUGAACACUCUCAUGGCAUCAUUUUGUAUUUUUUAUUCUGAUAACUUCAUAUCGAGACACAAAAUGCGUGAAUGGCAUAUUUGUAGCAUGACAUACUGUAGAUAAAUAUAAUCAUUUAGAAGAAAAAAGCAACAACAUUCAUCGCUGAAACAUUUAAUGUUAUAUAAGCUUUGGAGAAGACUAACUUACAUUUACUCACCACUGGGGCCAGAUGCAUAAAAUCCACGACUAAUAGUACACACAAAGACAGAAAUAUGCAUAUGCAUUAUUUUCGUUUGGUUGACUCUGUUUUAUAAGUCUCAGCCAUAAAGGAACUGUGUGCACGUGCAUGCAUGAGCCUCUUAUCAACUCCCAGUUACCCAUUAAUGGAUGUAGAAACACCCUUAAACAAUCAUUGGCAUGGUGAGACUUGUGCCUGCUCCACCACUUGUUGGACAUCAGUAAGUGAUAAGAAUGGCAAAGAAAAAGAGCAAUUUCAUCGAUUUUGUUGCAUCUGCUCUAUUCUCCAACAGUACAACAGCUGUUAUUAAGCCUGACCGUUACUCAGGGCCGUGGCUAUUUAUAGCACUCGUACCACUAAUUCAUUACAUGUACCUGUAAAUCAUCAUCACAGUAAUUUCUCAAUCAUCAUUAACGUCACAAAGAUUAUGAUUAAUGAUUAAUUGAUUAUUUGGGAUAACAUCAAAAGAUCAUCGAUAGAGCAAUAAUAACUCAUUAAUAGUUUAAAAUUAGGUUUACAAAUGCACCUUUGUUUGAAAUUGUACAGAAGGCUGUGUAGACCACAAAAUGAUUACACAAUCAUUCAAAUUGAAACUGUGGGAAAAGACGUACACAUGUGUUUUGUGAGUACACAUCGUUUUACAUCUGGCCCCAUGUGUUGGAACACUAACUAAAGGAGUAUUGAUAAAGUCUCCUGCAGAUCAACACAUGCGUAUAUGUAACAUGCUUAUAAUAAUUGAGAAACAAAAGAAGCUAACAAUGUAUAUGAUUGAUUCUUAAUCACAUAAAUAAUGUUUCAUAUUUUAACUGUGCCUUUAACAUUUACAUCUUGAGAUUUAAAAUGUGUACAAUUCUAACAGUAUUAUGCUACCGAGUAAUGUUCAGUGCAGAACAAAUCUGUGCACAUUUAAAUGGCAUAUGUCUGUUGGUCCAGGGUGCAACUUCUCGUCAACUGUUUUAUUUCCCAUUAAAUUUGGUACGAACAUUUA
Messenger RNA from Anarrhichthys ocellatus (wolf-eel), 2258 nucleotides. It is a transcript of the gene apobec2b, whose product is annotated as apolipoprotein B mRNA editing enzyme, catalytic polypeptide-like 2b. The transcript has 4 exons. Bases 110 to 916 code for a protein of 268 amino acids. NCBI's taxonomy places the organism in Eukaryota, Metazoa, Chordata, Actinopteri, Perciformes, Anarhichadidae. Gene Ontology annotation, cellular component: nucleus; cytoplasm. The record is from RefSeq and is a predicted model, not a curated record. Gene Ontology annotation, biological process: cytidine to uridine editing. Gene Ontology annotation, molecular function: cytidine deaminase activity; RNA binding.